Maudiozyma saulgeensis is the source of this 960-nucleotide messenger RNA. NCBI's taxonomy places the organism in Eukaryota, Fungi, Ascomycota, Saccharomycetes, Saccharomycetales, Saccharomycetaceae. The record is from the annotation of a GenBank genome assembly.
AUGAUAAGUACAAAACAAGAUCGUACCGAAUACCCUCAAGUGGAAGCUAUUGCAACAAGCAAUUCUACUAUCGAAGAUACUGGAAGUGCACAACACCCAUUGAAAUCGACAGCAUCUCACUCCUCAGCCACUUCUGCAGAUUCAGGAUCUGAUGUAACAUAUAGGGUAGGUGUAGCUGAAAAUACCAAUUUAAAAUUCCGUCGAUCGAUGGAAGAUGUACAUACAUACGUUAAAAACUUUGCAUCGCGAUUGGAUUGGGGAUAUUUUGCUAUUUUUGAUGGCCAUGCUGGUAUCCAAGCUUCUGAAUGGUGUGGGUCUCACCUACAUACAAUGAUUGAAAAGGAAAUAUUAGAGGAUGAAACUAAGGACAUUAGAGAAAUUUUAAAUGAUUCAUUUGUACAAAUAGAUAAACAAAUUAAUGCGAAAUUAGAAGGGAAUAGUGGCUGUACGGCAGCAGUAUGUGUAUUACGUUGGGAAUUGCCUGAUGAAAAUGAAUUAGAGAAUAAAGUGAUGUCAUUAGACCAACACAAGCGGAAGUUAUACACAGCCAACGUUGGUGAUUCACGAAUAGUGCUCUUCAGAAAUGGGAAUAGUAUAAGGUUGACAUACGAUCAUAAAGCUUCAGAUAUUUUAGAGAUGCAAAGAGUAGAAACAGCUGGUGGGUUAAUUAUGAAGAGUAGGGUAAAUGGUAUGUUAGCUGUGACACGGUCUUUAGGUGAUAAAUUCUUUGAUACUUUAGUGAUAGGCAAUCCAUUUACAACAAGUGUUGAAAUUACCACGGAAGAUAAAUUCCUUAUUAUUGCAUGUGAUGGUCUUUGGGACGUGAUAGAUGAUCAGGAGGCUUGUGAGUUAAUACAGGAUAUAGACGACCCUGACGAAGCUGCAAGUAUUUUGGUUAAAUAUGCGCUAAACAAUGGGACUACAGACAAUAUAACUGUGAUGGUGGUUUUAUUAUCAUAA